AUGAGGACCAGCCUUCUAGUGGCUUUCGGGCUGGUAGCCCUCAUAGUAGCGGUCUCCGGCAGGGAGAUCCGCGAGAAGAGGGAAGCCGAUCUAGAAGCUGCCGCCUCACAUGGCCACCACUGGGACAAAGGUGGCGGCCAUGAACAUCACGCCCAUCACCACCACGAACACGGUGACCACGGCCACAAAGGACACAAAGGCCACCAUGAACAUCACCACGGUAAACACGGACACCACCACCACGAAGGUCAUAAAGGACACCAUGGUGAGCACGGUGGUCACAAAAAACACCAUCAUCACGAUGAGGGAUAUCACCAUCACCACGACCACGGCGAAAAGGGCGAACAUGGUCAUGGCCAUGAAGAACACGGGCACUGGCACAAAGGACACGAUACGAAAGGACACCAUGGCGUCGAAAAACAUGAUGAAUUCAAGAAAGACAAGCACUUCCAUGACCAUCAUGGCGAGAAAGGGUUCCAUGAGCAUCACGGUGGACAUCACCAUGAAGAUGGAUACAAGAAGGGAGGUCAUUUCCACAAGGGUCACAAACAUGGCGGCCAUCAUGAGCAUCAUCAUGGCAAGAAGGGUCACCAUGAGAAAGGAGGACAUCACCAUGACCACAAGGGGCACCAUGGAGAAGGUGGCCACCAUGACCACUGGCAUCAUCAUCAUGAACAUGGCAAGAAAGGAGGUCAUGAGGAUCACAAGCAUUGGGGACACAAGUCUGGUCACUAA
Molecule: messenger RNA, 735 nt
Organism: Parnassius mnemosyne (clouded apollo)
Lineage: Eukaryota; Metazoa; Arthropoda; Insecta; Lepidoptera; Papilionidae
Source: the annotation of a GenBank genome assembly